Messenger RNA from Mya arenaria, 3405 nucleotides. RefSeq lists its product as uncharacterized. The coding region runs from base 356 to 1882 and encodes 508 amino acids. Lineage: Eukaryota; Metazoa; Mollusca; Bivalvia; Myida; Myidae. The transcript is spliced from 11 exons. The record is from RefSeq and is a predicted model, not a curated record.
UUAGUUGUUUAUAUUGAUGUGUUUAACCGUAAGAAUGAUUGUAAAUGGGGUUUAAAAAUCUGAUAUUUUAGAGUAUGUGUAAUGUUUGGAUACAUGUGUGUAAUAGGAGAAUAUGUUUGGGUGUGUUCAGUGUUUAGAUAGAUGUGCUUUAAAGGAUGAAAUAUAAGUGUUUUCAACCGUCAAAAGAGAAAGUAGAUUUUUCAACAAGGAAGUUAUUUGCUUCUGAAUAUAAUUCAGUGAUACUUAACAGACGAUGUAGUGAUGACAAUGAAACAAUCAAUCGACCAAAAACAGUAACUCAAAUCGAACGUUUUGGUUUAAUUCAUUAUAUCCUGAACUUCCAUGAGCAUUUGACAUGGCAUCAAAGCAGAUUCAGUGUGAAAUGUGCAGUAAUGAAAUUGCAGUUGGAUAUUGCAAAACUUGUGGAUACGUUGGUGAAACAUGUGUAAAUAUUCACAAGACAGGAAAGAUGUUUCAAACUCAUACUGUCAUUAUGCAUGAGGCUGUAAAAUUGCAUGAGGAUGGUACUAAAAAUCCAAAUGUCAAAUUACGGGACAUCACAGAAGAAAGAUGUAAGCAGCAUCCGACUGAGAAUGCUAUAUUUCUUUGUAAUAUUCAUGAUUCCAUGAUUUGUGGCCGAUGUCUUCAUUCGGGACAUCGGCCUUGUGGAGAAGAAGUCGUUGACUUGCUGCAUGAAGUAGUUAAAAUUGACUGCGAGAAAGUCAACACAAUGAAGUCACUGUUGAUGGAGGUAAACGAUGAGAUUAUGCUUUUGAAAGGUGAAGCAGAACACAGUAAGGAGAAUUGCAAGAAACACGCUGAUAAAUGUGUGCAAGCAUGUAUGGAGUUCGGAAAUAAAAUUAAACAACGUGUCGAUGAAUUGACAAGUGGCAUUAGGGAAGGAAUAAAGGAGAAACAUAACGAAAACUUGACCUCUUAUUCCCAUAUUACUAAAAUGUGUGAUGAGAAAACCAAGUGGUGUCACAAUGAGGAAAGUAAAAUUGAUGAUUUUGUUGACAAUAAUAUGGCUGGACGCUUGUACCUAAUGAGCAGACAUUUUGAGAAAGAGGUUUCGGACGCCAGAACCCACCUCAAAGAAAUCAAACACAAACAUACUUUUAAAGGCUUCGACUUCAAAGAAAACACUGUUAUUCUUAAAUGCCUGUUUGAGGAUUUUGAGGAAGUUUAUGAACAACAUGAAGAAGUUACAGGAAGUGACGAUGGAAAUUCCAACGAUGUUUUCAUAUCACCUGCAAAAAUAAACAAGACCCGGCGGGAGCUCACUGCACUGUUGAAUCAACUCAAGCAAGACUUAGAUCAAUCGGAAAAGGCAAGGACUGCGCUGUGUGUUGAGCUGAAACAAGUGAAACAAGACAAAGAUAAUUCAGAAAAGACAAGGAAAGCACUGUGUGAUGAGCUGCAAAAAGUGAAACAAGAUAUUGAUAAUUCAGAAAAGAAAAGGAGGAGUCUCGAACAAGAAUUACUGAAAGCAAAACAGGACAUGGAGAAAGCUAAAAAGGAAAGAGCAGAAGUCAAUGCACAUGGUUCACAAAUCAAAGACAGAAUUAACUGGACUCAACCAACGGGAACUGUUAAUGUCACGGUCGACUUCGGUAUCAUUCACUUAGAAUUCACAUUCCCGGAUGGCAUUCAGACGACGCACCAUCCGUCCCCAGGAAGCCCGUAUAAAGGCGGUAGGUUCAACGGACGUUUGUGUAACGACACUGAGGGCGAGCUGCUAUGUAGAAUGUUAAAGGCCGCGUUCAGGAGAGGGAUGAUGUUCAUAUUGGGGAAAAAGGAAAAGUUGUCCUGGAUGGCGUCUCAUUGUAUGAUGGCCGUGUGUAUACAAGUUUCAGUUACCCUCAAUACAUACGUACCUUAAAAGCGAAACUGGCUGCCAAAGGUAUCACAGAGGCGAUCAUAGAUCAGACAGAGAAGUUGGAAGAGACUUUCGCUGUCGAUGGAUUAUCUUUGCUGGAAGCUGCAAGGAGUUCUUAAAGGUGCGGACAGUGGAGUCGACAGGGGUAUAACAGAGAUGUGUUUACGUUCUAAAGGACUCUUAAACAGACGUUAAUGGUUGAUUGUCCAUGAUUUUUCUUUUAAAACUAUUGUUGAUUUUCUCUCUCUCAAUGGCUUUAUGUUGGAACAAAUCACGCGUGUUGUAUAACGUAUUAUACUUCGUUGAUUACUUAUACUAAUAUCAUAUAAGGCUAACUGUGGUUUAUCUCGGUGAAAAAUUAUUGUGUUUUGAGAGUAUUGUAUUUUCAAAUGUUCACCCUAGUAAGUUAAAUGAGAAGGUAAAAUGGAAGCAAAAUGUCGAAAUGUAUACAAUAUUAUUAAUAUAGUGUACUCUCAUCGAUUUCGGUAGCGUUUUUUAAUAAAUAUCUUAAUUAAUAGAAACAUGUAUACAUGAUAACAAUAAUAAUCACAAGUUGCUUUUGUCUAUUUUGUAAAACGUCUUUCGAAAGUAAGCAAAGAGUUUUUUUGUAGUUUAAGUCUCACACGUUUGUAAAUAUGUAUUUCAUUUUAAGUGCAACCGUCAGAAAAACUAACUUUCAUGCAAACGUAUAAAUAUGCACUGCUUUGCUGUCGAGCUAUAUAUAAGUCUCGGAUAUAAUCGUUUUAAAAUGUAUUUGUCCAAGGUGUAUCAGCUUUACGCAAAAAUACUAAAAUAUAUUGUUUCAAUUUCUAAAUUAGCAUUUUGUUAUGACUUCGUGGUUACUAAUAUUACUAAUUGUAGUUAUUAAAUAUCAUAAUAAUUUUAGUUAAUUUAUUAAAGUACUGCAGAAUAAGAUUUUGUUAAAAUAUAUGCACACUAAGACCUAGUGUAUGGACGAUUACUCAUAUUUCACCGACAAUGCCAAGUUGGUUACAAUGUUUACAAAUGACUGUACAUGUAUUGUGAUAGCUGUGUACUGUUUGUUGUCUUUCAGCGUUAUACAUACUUUGCUUGGUAUUUGUUUUUUCGUUGAUCUAUAUGACUUUUAACACUGUAUUGGUAACAUGUAAAGCUACCUGGCAAGUCUUGAUGUUACCACUUUAUCUUUUAAACUAUUGCAAGUUAAUUUAGAGGUAGCGUUAGCAAUUUCAAUUAAUAAAUAGUUUUCUAUGAUGUAGAUUUAAAUAAAAGCGGUCAAAUGGCUAUUCAACAAGAUAGAAAACAACAACAACAAAAAUCAAAACAACAACAACAACAACAACAACAACAUUAAUUAGCAUGCACUUUAUCAUAGUCUUUACAUUGUAUCCUAUCUUGUAUUGUAAACUGUGGUUUAGGUAGCGCUGCGAGGUGACGGUCCGUUCUGACCUAACAUCAUGUGUCACUAUGUGAAUUAUAAACAAUGAUUUGUAUUGAUUUUGUACUGUUAUUCUUCCUUUUAAUCGGAAAAUAAAGACGAAUAUGCA